Molecule: messenger RNA, 2233 nt
Organism: Microtus ochrogaster (prairie vole)
Lineage: Eukaryota; Metazoa; Chordata; Mammalia; Rodentia; Cricetidae
Gene: Ovgp1
Product: oviductal glycoprotein 1
Exons: 12
Coding region: 46-1848 (600 amino acids)
Biological process (GO): carbohydrate metabolic process; chitin catabolic process
Cellular component (GO): extracellular region
Molecular function (GO): chitinase activity; chitin binding
Source: RefSeq, a predicted model, not a curated record
UUAAAGGGUCCUGAGCUCCAUCCCCGUAGCUGCCAGACAGUUGACAUGGGGAGGCUGCUGUUGUUGGCUGGACUGGUUCUUCUGAUGAAACACAGUGAUGGUACUGCCUACAAGCUGGUGUGUUAUUUCACCAACUGGGCUCACAGUCGGCCAGGCCCUGCCUCCAUCUUGCCCCGUGACCUGGACCCCUUUCUUUGUACACACCUGAUAUUUGCCUUUGCCUCAAUGAGCAACAAUCAGAUUGUUGCCAAUAAUCUCCAGGAUGAGAACGUUCUCUACCCAGAGUUCAACAAACUCAAGGAGAGGAACAGGGCCCUGAAAACGCUGCUGUCCAUCGGAGGCUGGAACUUCGGCACAUCACGGUUCACCUCUAUGCUAUCCACAAUUGCCAGCCGUGAGGAGUUUGUUGAUUCAGUUAUAUCUUUCCUGAGAACACAUGGCUUUGAUGGGCUUGAUCUCUUCUUCUUGUACCCUGGACUACGAGGCAGCCCCGCGAAUGACAGGUGGAAUUUUCUCUUCUUAGUUGAAGAGCUCCAGUUUGCCUUUGAGAAGGAGGCACUGCUCACCCAGCGCCCAAGGCUGCUGCUGUCGGCUGCUGUGUCUGGUGUCCCAUACAUCAUACAGACGUCUUAUGAUGUGCGCUUUUUAGGAAGACGUCUGGAUUUCAUUAGUGUCUUGUCUUAUGACUUACACGGAAGUUGGGAAAAGUUUACAGGACACAACAGUCCUCUGUUCUCUCUUCCUGAAGACUCCAAAUCUUCGGCAUAUGCUAUGAAUUACUGGAGAAAUCUUGGGGCACCCGCAGAGAAACUACUCAUGGGCUUCCCCGCCUAUGGACGUACCUUUCACCUGCUCAGUGCAUCUAAGAAUGGAUUGCAGGCUGCCUCCACGGGACCAGGAUCUCCUGGGAAGUACACCAAGCAGGCUGGCUUCCUGGCUUACUAUGAGGUCUGUUCCUUUAUCCAGAGUGCAGAAAAGCACUGGAUUGAUUAUCAAUAUGUCCCCUAUGCCUACCAGGGGCAGGAGUGGGUUGGCUACGAUGACGCCAUCAGCUUCAGUUACAAGGCAAUGUUCGUGAAAAAGGAACAUUUUGGGGGUGCCAUGGUGUGGACACUGGAUAUGGAUGACGUCAGCGGCACUUUCUGUGGCAAUGGCCCUUUCCCCCUUGUCCAUAUAUUGAAUGAGCUCUUGGUACAGGCAGAGUUCAACUCAACCCCUUUGCCACGAUUUUGGUUUACAUCGCCUGUGAAUUCCUCAGGACCUGGCUCUGAGAGUCUGCCUGUGACAGAGGAGUUGACCACUGAUGCUGUAAAGAUUCUGCCGCCAGGAGGAGAGGCUAUGGCUGCUGAGGGCCCCAGAAAGUUUGAAAAUGUCACUACAAUCCUUAAUGGUGGAUUCUUGACCCCUGGGAGAACAAUGUCUCCUGCAACACAUACUCUAGGAAGUAACACCAUGGCUCCUUGGGCAAAUGCUACAACCUCACUGGACCUUCUGUCUGAGACCAUCACUGAGAUGACAGUGAUAGUCCAGACACAGAUACCAGGGGGAGAGACCACGGCCACAGUGGGCAAUCAGUCUGUGACUUCUUGGGGAGAGACCACGGCCACAGUGGGCAAUCAGUCUGUGACCUCUGGGGGAGAGACCAUGGCCACAGUGGGUAAUCAGUCUGUGACCUCUGCAGAGAUGGUUACAACUCUUGCCUAUCUUCAGACUAUGACUCCCAUUGAGGAGGGAACUUCUAGAAAGAAGGCUGUGGCCCUUGAAAGGGUUACUGUUCCCCCUAGAGAGAUGUCAUUUACCCCCAAUGGGCAGAAUACAUCUCUAGAGUGGGGGAAUUUUGAUUACUGAGGUGGAAACUUACUCCCAGGAUGGGUGAACUGGUCCUUACGUAGAAGUGGAGGACAGGAUGCUGCCCUCUGGCUCCAUCAUCCUGUCCCCAGGAUAUGCUCCUUUCUCUUUUGAAAAUGGCUUCACUCUUACUGAUGGGAACUCUCCUUUGUCAACUCAACAACUCUUCGAACAAAUCUCUCUCUUAAGAAAAAGAAAAUUCAGGACACAUUGUUAUGGAUCAAUGAACUCUCUUGGUGGCAAAUCCUAGGGGAAAACCCUUGCUUUUUCUUCUAUAUGAUAUGACAGAAGCCACUUCAGGCUGCCACCCAUGAGCAUUUUGUGGGGCUAAGCUGGCACCAAAGCCACCAUAGGGCAAUUUCCUUUCUGUUGAAUAAACUGGAAG